GUAAAUAAACUCCAACAUUCAAAUAGCACGGCGGAUUGGAAAUGCUAAAUUAGAGGUGGCUUUGGGACUGUAUUGUUAUCGCGUUGAAGAUGACUCUGUUUGGUUAGAUAUUUUCAGUAAACCCUUAAUUUCUGAACUAUUGACCGCAUCAUGUCGUCUGGAGGAGUUUCUCUCAUCAAUAUGUCCUACUGGGAGAGUGGCAAAAGGAGGAUAAGAUUCUUGUAUUUAACAAAUAAUAACUCGUUUAACGUUACUAAAGGAAGCAGACAUGAGGCUCAGAUGAUCCCGCUCUUUCUUGGAGCUGAUCUAUUUUCCGACACUGAUGUUCGUGGUGAAAACCAGCCCAGAUACCACGCCAAAUAUGCUAAACGAGGACUGGCGACUAAACUGGUUUUCUCUUCAGACUGCAGAUUUCAAGGUCUGCGGCUUCCUUGCUCCCACAACAGCCUGUGGUUUUACAGUGUUCAAGGAGUUUUUCGAGUGGCCUUUGAGCUGUAUGGCAGACAAGACCAGCUCUCAGUUAUGGAGUCAUUUCAGGAUCUCUGGAAAUCCCGUAUAAAUGACAACAACCUGAACAUGAGCUAUCAUCUCAGUGCUCACGAUUAUCAACCCCAAAGUGAUCAAGAGCCACCAACAAUAGUGUCAAACAACCACAUGUGUUCAUUACACCAUGACCAAGUGCAAACAGACUUUCCUCCAGACACAUCCUCAUCCACAGACCACGACUACUGUUCCUCAACAGAGCACGCAAACCCAAACCAGUCCACUUUACUCACACACAAGCUUCACAAUCUAGCAGAGAAAGUGAAGUCGUGUUCAAAUAUGGAUGAGGAGACUACAAUGAAGGUCUUGGAGUAUAUUGAACACAGUAUUAAUGGGAUGAUUGAAGAGGAAAUAUUGACAGAUACAGUGAUGGCUCUGUUUCAGACUCAUCUUCAGAGCUUCUCCAUUUACUCCAGCAGUCUGUUGAAGGCUGUCGCAGGUUGGCUCGGUCAGCAGUUUAACUCCGCAAACAGCACUAUUAGCCAGCGGGUGGAAGGCUUUAAGGCCCAGCACAUUGAACAUAUCACAAACCUGCCUCCUCCAGAGGAACUGGCAUCCCAGCUUUUCCCAGAAGCAAUGAGGAAUCUUCUUGCACACUGGAUGGGUCUGAGUGAUGAGGCCGAGGACUGGAAAAGACACAGCGAAUACCCCAUUUUGCUGCUUAUACUUGAAUUUGCCAAUCACAAUCUGGUCACGGGAGUCGCCCAUGUAUUGUACUCCAGCCUGAUAUGCAAAUAAGUGUACAGUUGAAGUCAAAAUACCUCAAACCUGUCUCUUUCUGCUGAUGAACACCAAUGAAAGACAUUUUAAAGACAUUGUAGAGUCUAGAUGGGAUACAGCUGUGGAUAGUCACAUCAACAUAGCACUGUUCAACAAUAAUGAAGAUUUUUACAUUACUGUGAUGGUUGGGUUUAUGUUUGGGCUGAGGGUAGACCUUAAUAAAAUACAAUUUAAUAGGUAAUUUCAUUAAUUAUAUCAAUAAUUCUCUGUAUAAUUACUGUUUACAUUACUGUAAUGGUUGGGUUUAGGUUUGGGCUGAGGGUAGACCUUAAAUUCAAUUUAAUAGGUAAUUUCAUAAAUAAUAAAAAUUAAACUUGGUAUAAUUACUGUUUACAUUGCUGUAAUGGUUGGGUUUA
This is a messenger RNA of Danio aesculapii, 1679 nucleotides long. RefSeq lists its product as uncharacterized. The record is from RefSeq and is a predicted model, not a curated record. Lineage: Eukaryota; Metazoa; Chordata; Actinopteri; Cypriniformes; Danionidae. The coding region runs from base 151 to 1281 and encodes 376 amino acids. The transcript has 4 exons.